Molecule: messenger RNA, 2583 nt
Organism: Ambispora leptoticha
Lineage: Eukaryota; Fungi; Glomeromycota; Glomeromycetes; Archaeosporales; Ambisporaceae
Source: the annotation of a GenBank genome assembly
AAUGGCGUAAAAUUUCGUUGGUUACGCCGCCUUUACCAAGUUCUUUUAUUUCUGAAAAAACCAUAAAAAACGCUGCGACUUCGGUACCGAAAAAUGAUAAAAAACGUAAGCGUACCGAAGUUGAAGCUGAGGUAAUAAAAAAUGUUAGUCGUGUGAAACAGAAAAAACGAAAGCAAGCCUCCCAGAAAAGCAAAAAAGGAAAAAAUGCCGUAUUACAUAGUAAAACAAAAGAGGCGGAUAAAGAUAACGUCGAUGAAGAAGUAAAUAUCGACAGUGAUCCUGGCAACAUGAAUAACUGGAAUUGGAAAGAGGCAAAAUAUCCAGGUGAAAUAGUUCUUGGAGAUGAAGAUUUGGAAGGAAUUUUAUGUUUGGAGGAGUGCGAUGAUAUUGAUGUUGUAUAUGAGGAUGGAAAUGACAAGCUCGGAAGAGUUGUAAAAUUCAAAAAAGCAGAAAGGAGAUCAGCGACUAAUAAAAACGAAUCUAAAUCUCAUGCAGCAAAUCCCGAAGAACCUUUGUCGAUUGAUGAAACACGAAAUUAUUAUGAUUUGGAUACAUUUGAUGAGCGAUUAAUAUCAUCUUUUAACAAUGACGAAGAUUAUGAUAUAUCUAAUUAUAAUGAGAAAAGUGUUGAUGAAGCUAUGGAUAUCAAUGAUAAUCAUGAUGAGAAUGAAAGUAGCGAUAGUUGGGAGACUAUUGAUACUUUUGACGGAAUAGAUGAUGAGAGUGAAGGAAUUGAAAGGGAAAGUCAGCUUAGUGCAAGUCAUAUUGGGAAAACCAAGGAUAAGUCUAAGAAAAAUAGAGAUUCGGAAUCUUUUAUAGUAAAUAAUGACGAUGAUUCAAUAGGAAAAUUAAAAAAUAAUUGUCUUUCUAUCCUCAAACAAAACAAAAAGGAUGCUCUUGUAAAAGAUGUUAAUCUCGAUUUUGAUGUGUCAGCAUGGAUUGGUUAUGGAUUCUGCUCAAACAUCUUACUUGCCCUAAAAUCACUUCAGUUCUCCGAGCCCACGCCCAUUCAAAAGAAAACUCUGGCCCAUGGAUUAUCCGGACGUGAUAUAAUUGGCGCGGCGGAAACCGGAUCAGGGAAAACGCUUGCGUUUGGACUUCCCAUUUUACAAUAUUUAAUGGACGAGGAAAAUAAUUACUUAGGAGAAAAUGGUGAUGAUAAACGCACAAACGAACUUGUAGCAUUAAUUGUUACGCCGACUAGAGAAUUAGCGAUACAAGUCAAAGAUCAUAUAUUGAGCAUUGGGAAGUUUGGUGGCGUAAAGGUCGUGACACUUGUCGGCGGUAUGGCAGUACAAAAGCAGCGGCGACUAAUGGAUAGACAUCCAAAUAUAAUUAUUGCUACUCCUGGUCGAUUAUGGGAAAUGGUUUCAGAGAACGAUGAAUAUCUCGAAAAAAUUCGUCGCAUAAAAUUCUUUGUACUCGAUGAGGCAGAUCGUAUGCUAGAGUCUGGCCAUUUCCAAGAAUUGAACCAAAUACUUAAUUUUAUAACGAAAAGUCGACAGGAUGCCGAUGAUUGGUCAGACAACGAAAGUAAAGAACUCACUGACAUCAAUAAAAAAAUAAAUAAUAAAGAAAAAAAUCCUUCAAAAAGACAGACAUUUGUAUUCUCUGCCACACUCGACAAGAAUCUAAAAGAAGACUUGAAGAAAAAGAAAUAUUUCAAAAACACUUUAAAAAAACUCGAUGUUAGUAAUACGCGUGCUACGAUGAAAGAGUUAAUGGAACGGCUCAAAUUUACCGAUCCUGAUCCGAUAUUCAUCGAUCUUACGCCAGAAUACGUGGUAGCUAGUACAUUACAAGAAUCAAAGAUUGAUUGCCUAACUACAGAAAAGGAUGUUUACAUCUACUAUUUUAUAACACGAUACCCGGGCAGAACGCUAAUAUUCGUCAAUAGUAUCAAUACGAUUCGAGGAUUAGUACCCAUUAUGAGAUUAUUGGGAAUCGAGGUACUGGGACUGCACGCCCAGAUGCAACAAAGACAACGAUUGAAGAAUUUAGAUAGAUUCAAACAAAAUCCGAAAGCUGUCAUGAUUGCCAGUGAUGUCGCUGCUCGUGGUCUCGAUAUCCCAUUGGUGGAACACGUCAUUCAUUAUCAUGGUCGAACAGCAAGAGUUCGACGAGAAGGAAUAAGUUUGAUGUUGUGUAGCCCUGAAGAAAUUGUAUUGUAUCGUAAAAUUUGUCAAAAGCUUAGGAAAGAUAGAAGUCUGCCUGAUUUUCCGGUCGACCAAAGUAUCGUGAAAGCUAUGAAACAAAGAAUAUCUUUAGCGCGAAAAAUUGAUCAGGAGGAACAUAAGCUGCAAAAGAGUAAUUAUGAUGAUGACUGGUUAAAAAAAGCAGCACGGGAUUUAGAUGUAGAUGUUGAGGAAGAUCUUCUAAAUAAUAAACGGGGCAAUGAUAAAAACGAUGAUGAUGGUAGCAACAUCAACACCAAAAACGUAAAGGCAAAAAUAAAAUCAAUGAAAGCACAACUUAAAUCGCUGCUUGCCGAGACGUUGAUUCCCCGUGGUAUUUCGAAAAAGUACUUGACGGGUGGUGUUAUGCCUGAUUUAGCGGAUCGGUUGCUUCUGGACGGUGAUUCUU